Molecule: messenger RNA, 2395 nt
Organism: Phragmites australis (common reed)
Lineage: Eukaryota; Viridiplantae; Streptophyta; Magnoliopsida; Poales; Poaceae
Exons: 2
Coding region: 250-2313 (687 amino acids)
Source: RefSeq, a predicted model, not a curated record
CUCUGUACAAGUGGACUGGCGAUGGCUACUGGGCGGCCAGUCACUCCCCACUCACAAGUCACAAGUGGCCAAGUGGGCGUACCUAUCCAUUCAGUCAUACGUUGGCGUUUUGCUCUUCCUUUUUUUUGAACUUUACUGGGGGGGAUAGAGACAUGGAGAGGCGCACAAGGCGAGUGUUGACUUGACUCCAAAGAAGACCUGUUUUCUCUGAACAAUUAGGCAAAGGGAGCGUGGAAAGGGAAGGCAGGCAUGGAUUCGAACGUCUUCUCUGCGGAAAGGUUACGGGCCGUGUGGAAUGAAUGGGAAAUCCGCAUGCUUGUGCUCACCAGCCUCGCCCUUCAGGUGUUCCUCCUCUUCUUCGCCGGCAUCCGCAAGCGCAACGUCUCCGCCGUGCUAAGCCUGCUUCUGUGGCUCGCCUACCUGCUCGCGGACUCCAUCGCCAUCUUCGCGCUCGGAUACCUCUCCCAGACGCCCAAGGGCGUCGACCCACAGUUCUUCGAGCGCACCCACAGCAUCCAGGCCUUUUGGGCACCGUUCCUCCUCCUCCACCUUGGCGGCCAGGACACCAUCACCGCCUUCUCCAUCGAAGACAACGAGCUCUGGAAGCGGCACCUUCUCAGCCUGCUCUCCCAGGUUGCUCUCGCUGUGUACGUCUUCACCAAGUCACGCCCUGGCGCCGAUAUUCUAGCCCCCUCCGUGCUCAUGUUCUUGAGUGGUAUUGUCAAAUACGGCGAGAGGACAUGGGCGCUCAAGUGCGCGAGUAUGGACCAUCUACGGAGCAGCAUGGUUACGACGCCGGACCCGGGGCCCAACUACGCCAAGUUCAUGGAGGAGUACCGGUUUAUGCGGGAGGCAGGGCUCCAUGCGGAAAUCGUCAUUGAGCAGGAGCGGCGGCCGGAAGUCGCUGCCGUGGACAUCGCAGAGGAGAGCGUGCCGUACACGACAAUCGUCACAGACGCGAGCCGCUUCUUUGUCAUCUUCAAGCGCCUCUUCGUCAACCUCAUCCUCAGCUUCCAGGAGCGCACCCGGAGCCAGGCCACGUUCCUGCGGCUCGCGCCGGACCAAGCGUACAAGAUCAUCGAGAUCGAGCUGUCUCUCAUGUACGACACCCUGCACUCCAAGGCGGCGGUGAUUCACACCUGGUACGGCCGCCUGUCCCGCUGUAUGACGCUCCUCUCGACGUCGACAGCGUGCCUCCUCUUCAACGUGCUCGACAGGGGUAAAUACCAGUCAUACGACAGCACCGAUGUAUGUAUCACUAACAUGUUGUUCGCAGGAGCACUUUGCUUAGAGGUGUAUGCCAUAGGUAUGAUGCUUAUAUCCUACUGGACAUACGCAGCUCUGCAAGGCUGCAACUGCCAAUCACUGGGCAGUCUGAUCUUCCGGAGCAUCAAGUAUUUCCGGCCGGAAAGCCGGGCGAAGUGGUCCAAUCUGAUGGCCCAACACAAUCUCUUCAGCUUCUGCAUCCGGGACAAACCAACCAUGCUCACCAAGGCCCUGAGCCUACUGGGUCUCAAAGGACACUGGGACAGUUGGCUGUACAUCCGGCACAUCGACGUGUCGCCCGAGCUGAAAAUCUUAGUCUUCAGGGAGCUCAAGGACAAGACGGUCAGCAUCGUCGACGCCGAGAGUUACCGCAAGUUCAGCAACCACAGGGGCCAGUGGGCGCUCCAGUGCAAGGGCUACUACAAGGAGCUCGGCUGGAGUGUGGAGGUGGAGUUCGACGAGAGCAUUCUCCUAUGGCACAUAGCUACAGACCUCUGCUUCCACACCGACGAUGAGGAUGAUGACAAGGACAACGCGAAGAUCGCUCAGUACGUUAAGAUCAGCAGGGCGAUAUCAAACUACAUGCUUUUCCUGCUCGUCGCGCGGCCCUUCAUGCUGACGGCCGGCAUCGGGCAGAUUCGGUUCGGCGACACCUGCGCGGAGGCCAGAAACUUCUUCGAGCGGGAGAUGACGCAGCCAGACGAGAGGGCUGCGGCGAGGAUGGUGCUAGAUGUGAACGCCGAGAUCGCGCCGAGGGACGUGAAGGGGGACAGGAGCAAGUCGGUGCUGUUCGACGCGUGCCGGCUGGCCAAGUCGCUGCUGGAGCUGCAGCCGCACAAGAGGUGGCGCGUGAUCCGCGUGGUGUGGGUGGAGAUGCUCUGCUACGCGGCGAACAAGUGCCGGAGCAACUUCCACGCCAAGCAGCUGAGCAGCGGCGGUGAGCUGCUCACUGUCGUUUGGUUCUUGAUGGCACACCUGGGGGUGGGCGAGCAGUAUAGGAUAGAGGCAGGGCAUGCAAGAGCUAAGCUAAUUGUAGAAAAGAACUGAGAGUAGCACCAAUUAAUUGGUGUUGUGCUGUCUUGAAAAUUCUUGCUACUAUGUAAUUCUCAGAUAAAAGAUAAGCAAUUCA